AAAGCAAAAGGAAGAAGAAGCAGAAAAACAAAAAGAAGCAAAAGAAAGGCGCAGCUCAAAAACCAAAGUCAAAAUCCGAAUUUGUUGCAGAACUAAACUUAAGUUGAACCUAUUUAAUCCGUCUGGGCAUGCUUUAGAGUCCGGGGAAGUCCCCACCGAGUGAUUGUCCGUUUGCAAGAGAGACCCGUUCGAGUUGUAAAUUAAAUUCGCCGAACCAGCGAGAGAUACUUCGAGAAGUCCUAAAGCCAUAUAGCCACCAAAAUGACCAAUCUGGAGAAGCAGCACGAGAUGGUUAGGCGCAGCCUGGUGCAGUUCAUCAGUGGCCACAUUCCCGGUGCCGAUUUCAGCGUCGUAGACGAGAUCGUCCUGUCGUACAUCAUCUCCAUUCUGGAGGAGGCCUCGCAGGAUCCCUGUUUCGAUGUGGAGGGCUUCGUGGAGAUGAUGGGCGCCUACUUCGAGGACUUUCCAACCAUCGACCAGGGCGUCAUCUGCGAGUGGAUCUAUAAGCUAGCCAGUGAGCUGAGCGCUGUGGAGAAGAACCAGGGCAGCCUGGACGCUGUCAACUUGUCGCUCAGCUCUCUGACCCUGUCGGGCAUCAUUCCUGAGUCCAAGCUGCGUGCCCGCAACUCGUCCACUUCCGAAAAGGACGAGUUGUCCUCGAACAGCAGCAGCAGCGGCGGUGGCGGCAGCAACAAGCGAUCGCAGCAUCUGUCGGAGACCAGUGAUGGCGGCUCCACCGACAGUUCCAGCUCCACAUGCGACUACUUUUUGGACGAGGCCGAGGUGCUACAGGAGAUGUUCCCCGACGCAGCUUAUGCUGAGAUCAAGCACUGCAUCGCUAUCUCCAAGGGGGACAUCGAUAGCGCCACUCAGAUCCUGCUGCACCGCCAGGAGACCAACCAAAGCAUUACGGAUAAGUCGCAUACUGGAUAUGUCAAGAAGAAUGUGGUGGUUGACGAUAAUGAGCUAAAGAAUCGUAUUAUCGCCAGAUACUCGUAUGUGGACAAGAACGCUACCCAGCGCGAAUACAAGCCGGUGGUGCCCAAGAUGGAGCCACGCAAGCUGGUCCGCUACCGGGACAACAAGAUAGUCUCGCUCAAGGGCGAGCGCUACACCGAGAUCAAGCGUGACGAAGAUGCUGAGUUAAAAAAACCCAAGAAGCAGAUUCAACCGUAACUAAAGAGGAACAAAACCCUCUUCAAGUAUUUUAUCAAGAAAGAAAUUAAUCCACACCCAAGUAUCUUAUCCGCACCCACGACACCGAUCUUCGCCAGCAGCAGCAGCAUUAGCAGCUGCAACAGCCUCUCAAGUAAUAGCAGCAGCAGUAAUCCCCUUCCCGAGCACAUUUUAUGCAAUCAAAUGCAUAUCGCUGGGAUGAUCAACGCCAGGAGCCAUGUCAGCAGCCAUCCCGAGUCCAAACCAGUGAUCCCAGCCCAGCUUAGCCAACGUUUACAUGCUUCCCAACACAACGACGAUGAUGAUGAUGAUGAUGAGGCACGAGAGCCCAGACACAAAGACGAUAAGCAGCCACCGAGCACAGUGAAUCGGUUCCCAUAUUCGAGUGAGUACGGCCAGGACUAUGUUGUGGCAUCGGCCGGCCUGUUGGUGGCACUAAUGCUAGUUGGCCAUUGGCAUUGGUCCUCUCAUCACGCCCAUCAUCAGCCCCUUGACAAAGACAGAAAGACUUUACAUACCAAAUUAGUUGAUAGUUAUGCUUUAGGACUACUCGCUUAUGCAAAUUUUGAGAGCCCGUCCGUCGCGGCGGCUGCCUGCUUAUGAGUCCCGUUGCCAGGAGCAGGUGGCCCGGAUGGAUCUGGACUUAGAUCCGGCACCGGGGUAGUUGCCAGUCGUCGCUUAUGACGACUGGGGUCGCGCCUGCGCUGUGACCUCUCCUCAGUUCCUUACGCAAGCGAAUUCGAACCGUAUCUGUGAAAAUCGUGAAUCUCAAACUCUUAAAUGCCCUCAAACAGUAUUGUUGCCCCUGAACCCUGAACCCAAGGAACAGCCGCAGGUGCGACACCAACCCGAAUUUGGCGCUCAAAUAGACUUAUUUAGACGUUUUUAGGUACUCGAAUUAAAUUGAAUUUUGUUGGCCGUGUGCGUGUUUCAGAAACGCAGCAGCACAAGAACCUUGCCAUAUCUGUUUAAGAUUUGUUAACCCAUUUGAUAUCGUAACACGUAAUACGUAACUCGUACAGUUUUGUUUACCCUGGUCCAAGCAAACUAGCAACAGUAAUCAAGCCACCAAAGCCGCAAGCAACACAAACUAGUCCUCGCCGCCCACUGCGAUAUCUGGAACCCAUAACCAUUCGGCUGCUGCUCGGCGGAAGACAGCAAUACUAACAGUAAUCUAAACGUAUUCAGCGUACACACACACGUAUGAACUAAUCAAAUAAUCAAAUAUUUAUAUAGCCGUAGCCUAGCCCCCAGAUCCUUUCCGAAUAUUGUAACGAUUGUGACCUAUCCACGAUUCAUGUUAGAUGUAAGCCAGCGUCCCCCACGAUAUUGUUCGGCAGCUUUCAAUUUGUCGCUUUUUGUUUGAGACAAAAGAUAUAUCUAAACUUGUUCGUAUACUCUUUUAUGAUUUCACCUAGGUUUUAAGUUUUAACUAACCUUCCGACCACCGUUUUAUGUUAAUGUAACCAAUUGCAUUUUAAGCAUUCGACUUUAUUUAAGCCACCACAAACGAUCGGUGUUUCAACCAUCACACGUACGUAUUCGUAUUUAUGUUUAACUUGGUUUCGGUUCGAUUAUAAAAUCGUUUACAUUUUUAGUUUUGUAUAUUAUUUUUGUGAUAUUAGCAUAAAAUCAACUUUAAACAAAAGGCAAAACACUCGAAUUAAACUUUUGAAAUUAUUAAAUAAACUACUAUCAAUAUUUAACGCA
This is a messenger RNA of Drosophila kikkawai, 2886 nucleotides long. RefSeq names its product CUE domain-containing protein 2. The record is from RefSeq and is a predicted model, not a curated record. NCBI's taxonomy places the organism in Eukaryota, Metazoa, Arthropoda, Insecta, Diptera, Drosophilidae. Gene Ontology annotation, molecular function: ubiquitin binding.